Phragmites australis (common reed) is the source of this 2493-nucleotide messenger RNA. RefSeq names its product probable L-type lectin-domain containing receptor kinase S.7. Gene Ontology annotation, biological process: protein phosphorylation. Gene Ontology annotation, molecular function: ATP binding; protein kinase activity; carbohydrate binding. The transcript has a single exon. The record is from RefSeq and is a predicted model, not a curated record. Lineage: Eukaryota; Viridiplantae; Streptophyta; Magnoliopsida; Poales; Poaceae. Gene Ontology annotation, cellular component: plasma membrane. The coding region runs from base 118 to 2202 and encodes 694 amino acids.
ACCAUGCUCUUCUCUGCCUCUGCCUCUGCUCCUCGUGCUCACAAACGCCUCACGCAUUAAACCACUCGCGCACCCCGCAAGAUCUCUCAUGACCCGGAUCUCCUCUUCUCACCACCAAUGGCCUCGUAUCUCCUCUCCGUCCUCCGAUUCUUUCCGGUCCUGCUGACGCUGACGGUGCUGCACGCGGCGGCAGUGGCGGCAAAGAACAUCAGCAUCGACUCCGCGACGCUGUCCUUCUCGGACCUGAUCCUGCUGGGGGACUCCUUCCUCCGGAACGGCUCUGUGGGGCUCACGCGGGAGACCGGCGUGCCGUCCUCCAGCGCCGGCACGGUCCUCUGCACCCAGCCCGUCGCGUUCCGGGUCCCCAACGCCACUGCCAACGCCACCGCUUCGUUCGCCGCGAGGUUCUCCUUCGUCAUUGCCAACCCCAACGCGGGCGCCGCGGGCGGCGACGGCAUCGCCUUCUUCGUCUCCCCCGACCGCGCCACCCUCGGCGCCACCGGCGGCUACCUCGGCCUCUUUAACUCCUCCGCCUCCGCCGCGGCCGGCUCCAGCAACGGCUCCGCAGCCAUUGUUGCCGUCGAGUUCGACACCAUGGCCAACUCGGAGUUCGCCGACCCCAGCGACAACCACGUCGGCCUGGACGUCAGCUCGCCGGUGUCCGUCACCGCCGUCGACCUCACCACGUCCGGGGUCGACCUCAAGAGCGGUAACCUCAUCACAGCGUGGAUAGAUUACCGUAGCGCGGACCACCGCCUGGAGGUGUUCCUCAGCUACUCCGCUGCCUCCAAGCCGAAGCGGCCGGUCCUCUCUGUGGCCAUCGAUCUCUCAGGCUACCUGAAGGAGGCCAUGUACGUCGGCUUCUCGGCGUCCACGGAGGGGAGCACCCAGCAGCACACCAUCAAAGAAUGGACCUUUCAGACGUUCGGCGUCCCGGCCACGGCCAACGCCUCCUCCUUUGAAUCCAACGCCACCAAAAACUCGUCAGAGCAGGCAGCGGCGGUUGCCCCCGCCCCACACAACAAGGUUGGGCUCGCCCUCGUCAUCCUGGGCAACGUAGCGCUCGCCGUCGCCUUUGUGUUCUUCGCUUGGGUGUCCAUCAAGAAGCUCAUCGAGCUCACAUCUAGGAAGGAGGCCACCUUCUCGCCAGAGCUGCUCAAGGGGCCGAAGAAGUUCAGCUACAAGGAGCUGAGCGUGGCGACCAGAGGAUUCCACUCGAGCAGGGUCAUCGGCAAGGGCGCGUUUGGGACGGUGUACAAGGCCGUCAUGCCGGGCGCGGCCACCGCAUACGCCGUGAAGCGGUCAACGCAGGCGCACCAGAGCCGGAGCGAGUUUGUUGCCGAGCUCUCCGUCAUCGCCUGCCUCCGGCACAAGAACCUCGUCCACCUCGACGGGUGGUGCGACGAAAAGGGCGAGCUGCUGCUGGUGUACGAGUACAUGCCCAACGGCAGCCUCGAUAAAGCGCUCUACGGCGAGCCCUGCACGCUGUCGUGGCCGCAGCGGUACACCGUCGCCGCCGGCAUCGCGUCGGUGCUGUCGUACCUCCACCAGGAGUGCGAGCAGCGCGUGAUCCACCGGGACAUCAAGACCAGCAACAUCCUGCUCGACGGCAACCUGAGUCCGCGCCUUGGCGACUUCGGCCUCGCCCGGCUCAUGGACCACAACAAGAGCCCCGUCUCCACGCUCACCGCGGGCACCAUGGGCUACCUCGCGCCGGAGUAUCUGCAGUCCGGCAAGGCCACCGAGCAGACCGACGUAUUCAGCUACGGCGUCGUGCUGCUUGAGGUUUGCUGCGGGAGGCGGCCCAUCGACAAGGACGAGAGCGGGGGCAGCAAGAACGUCAACCUGGUGGACUGGGUGUGGCGGCUCCACGGCGAGGACAGGCUCAUCGAGGCCGCGGACGCGCGGUUGGCCGGCGAAUUCGACCGGGAGGAGAUGCUACGGCUGCUGCUCGCGGGGCUGAGCUGCGCGAACCCAAACUGCGAGGAGCGGCCUGCAAUGCGGCGCGUGGUUCAGAUCCUGAACCGGGAGGCCGAGCCGGUGCCCGUGCCGCGGAAGAAGCCACUGCUCGUGUUCAGCUCCAGUGCGUCGAUAAAGCUGCAGGAGAUCGCCUUCUCAUGCGGCGACGACGUCCGAGGCUGCUACACGGCAACCAACCCGGCGUCGUCCCCAAAAUCGGAUGGAGCCGACAUCGAACGCUGAUACCAAGCAAUCGAUAUGAAUUACUACUACUAGUGUGAUAUUUGUUCAUUUGGUGUGUUGAUAAGGGGAAUAUAGGCAAUAAUCCCACUGCUGUAUGAGUCUUGAAGUGACCACAUCGACGAACGUCAGUGGCAGCCGACAUUGGACUGCCAAGCAAUCAGUGUAUUGAUAAUGAAUUACUACUGGUGUGAUUCUUAUACGCAUUUGUUCAUGUGCGUGUUCUUAAGGGGAAUAUAGGUAAUAAUCCCCGCUGUUGUAUGAGUGUUGGAUUACUGAUGAAUCGAGUCAUCU